Colletotrichum karsti is the source of this 2016-nucleotide messenger RNA. RefSeq lists its product as uncharacterized. The record is from RefSeq and is a predicted model, not a curated record. Lineage: Eukaryota; Fungi; Ascomycota; Sordariomycetes; Glomerellales; Glomerellaceae. Bases 1 to 2016 code for a protein of 671 amino acids. Gene Ontology annotation, molecular function: RNA binding. The transcript is spliced from 11 exons.
AUGUCGCACCCUCGCGAAACGGUUGCCUUCAACCCGUCCUCUCCACGCUCUUCCGUUGGAGGUGCCGAGUCCUUCAAGGGAACACCAGACACGAGACUUACGGCCUUCUCUCCUGAAGAGGGUUCGGCCAAAUCUUCUCGCCUUCUCAAAUCCCUGGGACAGGGCUCGCCAGAGGUGACACCAUCCAGAUUCCACUCCAACACCUUCGGAGGUGUCAUUUCCAACGGCGACAAGGAUCCUUUUAUCACAGCGACCUCUGAUUCCGCUCUUCAAAAGCUUUCACCCACUGCUUCGGCCUUUCAGCCUUUCGUCACUCACAUUGUCACCCCCGAUCGCGAUUGGCAGAGGAACUCAAAUUUGCUUCCUCCCUGCCAGAAGGAUGACGGCGAGCUGUCACAGUGCCUCAGUAUAGGCUCUCCUAGUCGUGCCCUUAGUGGUAUUGACUUGAGCUCGUGUUUUGCGAAGCUCCAGCGUCUAGGUCUCUCGGUCCAGGAGCCAAGACAGGCUCACUGCAAAGGUGGGAGGAUUGCUGUACAGUUUGGAGACAUUCGGGACGCAGUUCUGAUUCACGACAAUCUCCAUCGCGCAGAGGCUGACCUCGAGGCGGAGUACAUAUCGGACGCCAAUUUCACCGAGCGCACUCGACGGAGCAAUGGCAAGUCUGGGUCCUGGGUGUCUAUCCUUGCCACUGCUACUCCCCCGGGCCUAUUCGAUGUGGCACGUUUCGAAGCAGUCAUCAAGCGACAUCUCCAAUCCAAGGGACAUGUUUUCGCAUACCGAGCACAGCAGGGACAUGAUCCUGAAGUCUACAGAGCAGUCGCGGAAUUCAGUGAUCCUUCUGAAGCCUUAUCAUCUGUAGUUUCGCUCGACAACAGAAUCAUCGAGGGCGCUCACACCACUCUCUCGUUCAUCGAUACGAGUGACGGUCUACAGACGGCGCAAGAGGCGCAAGAUGGUUCCGUCGAAGGAGCUGACAUCUCGCUGCCCAGUCAGGAUCUGGCGAACCCUUUCCAGGCUUUGGCGAUUUCCAAGACUCCGGCCCAGAUGUCCAUGAUAUCUCAUGGCGCAGGCAUGUCUGUGCCGGGAUCUCAGUAUUCGCCUCUCGGUAUCCAGGUUCCCCCCUUCGCCAUGUGGCCAAUUCUGUGCCAGCCGCAAUUUCAGCCAAGCAUGGCGUAUCUCCUCAACGGUGGCCACUCCUUGUCAAUGCCACCGGCCGCGCACAGCCCUGCGGGUUACCAAGUCGUCAAUCCGCUGGUCUCGAACCACCAGCGAGGCAUAUCGAUGGCCGGAUCGUCGACCGGUAGUCCCAGACCUGAGCCUCGGAGGCAGAACGCUUCGCGCGUUAACAGAACCCCGUACUACAAUGUCGCAAGCCAUCACAACCAUGUCGAUGUCAACCGCAUCCGAGAGGGGACGGACGUCCGCACCACGAUCAUGCUCCGUAAUAUUCCGAACAAGGUGGACCAGGCAAUGCUCAAGCGCAUCGUGGACGAGUCCAGCUGGGGAAAGUACGACUUCAUGUAUCUGCGAAUCGAUUUCGCCAACGAUUGCAACGUCGGAUACGCUUUCAUCAAUUUCGUAGAUCCCUUGGACAUCAUCGACUUCGUCAACACCAGAGGCAAUCAAAGAUGGAACUGUUUCAAAAGUGACAAGGUUGCCGAGAUCUCCUAUGCCACUAUCCAAGGCAAGGACUGCCUCGUUCAGAAAUUCAGAAACAGUUCUGUCAUGCUUGAGGCUGCACACUAUCGUCCAAAGCUGUUCUACACGUCCAACGGACCGGUCCCCGAGCUUGCAGGAGAGGAGGAGCCCUUCCCGGAGCCAGACAACCAGUCCAAAAUGAAGAGAAGCUGUGAGAACGCGGAACAUGUUGGACUCUUCACACCCAACGCCGGCCAACACUUUCGGGAUGAGCAACGCCGCAGGCGCUCGCAGUACGACAGAGGCACAAGGCUGGCCGCCCUUGAGGAGCAUGACUUCGAGGCGAACAUGCAACCCUACAUGUAUCACUCGCAGUGA